This is a messenger RNA of Myotis daubentonii (Daubenton's bat), 666 nucleotides long. It is a transcript of the gene C5H5orf58, whose product is annotated as chromosome 5 C5orf58 homolog. The record is from RefSeq and is a predicted model, not a curated record. NCBI's taxonomy places the organism in Eukaryota, Metazoa, Chordata, Mammalia, Chiroptera, Vespertilionidae.
UGUUCAGACGAACAGGCAUAGCAAGUCACUGUCCAAAGCAGCACCAUCCGGAAUAUCGUCCUCUUUCGCCCAUCUGUCUUCUCAAAGUCGUCGCUUCUUUCCUGCAUUCCAGGGACGCCGAGGAAGGAGGGCAUCGCAUUCUGGCCCAUGGGCUCUGCAGUGAGCGUGCGGAAGCGGAUCAGCCCCUCCGACUCAGGGAGAGGUGGGGCCAAGGAAAGAACUGUUUUCAUUAUUUUGGACAAGCCCCGGAAGGGCCUCUAAGCGCCCCCCUUGCACAUUGCUGGAGUGGCGUGUGCUGACUGCUGACUGCUGCUGAUUUUUCAAGUCGUUUUGAGAGGUUUGAAUGGCUCAGAUGUUGAACAGUGAUGUUUCUGACCAUAGGCUAAAUGUGAAAGCCAUAAUUAAAAAUAUGAAUACAAUUUCUUUGGAAUUGAAGAAAAUGAAAGAGCACUCCCAGUUACUGCUCUGUGACCUUACUCUACAUUUUAAUCACCCUGUGAAGACAGACGACUCCAAGGAAACAGAAAGCAACAAGCCCCUCUUUGAAGAGUUUAAACUGUCAGAUGUAUCCCUUACUUCUAACCGUUUUUCUUCCUAAUUUCUUACUUAUCUGUCUUGAAUUUAUAACUAUGUAUUGUUGAAUUAACAAGUAUCUUGGAGAACUGA